ACCUUGCAUCAAGUGGUUCAUGUUCGAACGGAGUUUGGGUUGAUAAGCAUUUUCUCUGAAACCUUAUCAAGAAAUUGUCAAGAGCAUGUGUGAAGCAGAAGCCAAAAACGUGGAUUUCAAAACCCGGGCUGAUGAGAUUGUUAAAGAAGCAAACUCAUGGACAGAGAAUGCAACAAAAGGGCUUAUCAAAGACGUUCUUCAACGUGGAAAUAUCAACAGUAAUACGACGCUCCUCCAAGGAAAUGCUCUCUACUUCAAAGGAUCUUGGAACCCUAAUGAAUUUAAUCAUAAAAAGACCGAGAAGAGGGACUUCUACCUUCUCAAUGGAAAAAAAGUUUCAGUUCCAUUUAUGACCGGCAACAAUAAAUAUCUAUAUGCAUCAUUCAAUGGUUUUAAACUCCUCAAAAUUCCUUAUCAACAAGGAGCUGGCCAAUACAAAAGGGAGAUUGCAAUGCAAUUCUUUCUCCCGGACGACAAGGAUGAUUUGCAAACUCUGCUAGCAAUAGUUAAUUCUGAUCCUCAGUUCUUGGACCAACAUUUUAAGCUAAGGGAUAUGAAAUUAGAUGGGUUUUGCAUUCCAAAAUUUAAGUAG
This is a messenger RNA of Ilex paraguariensis (yerba mate), 592 nucleotides long. NCBI's taxonomy places the organism in Eukaryota, Viridiplantae, Streptophyta, Magnoliopsida, Aquifoliales, Aquifoliaceae. The record is from the annotation of a GenBank genome assembly.